Castor canadensis (American beaver) is the source of this 2994-nucleotide messenger RNA. RefSeq names its product KH domain containing 4, pre-mRNA splicing factor (gene Khdc4). Gene Ontology annotation, molecular function: RNA binding. The record is from RefSeq and is a predicted model, not a curated record. Gene Ontology annotation, cellular component: nucleus. NCBI's taxonomy places the organism in Eukaryota, Metazoa, Chordata, Mammalia, Rodentia, Castoridae.
CGUUGAGGGCGGAAGUGACGGGAAGGUGGUAGUGAGGUAGUUGGCGGAUGGUGGAGUAGAGAGCCGGUCGCCAUGUCCGCGGGGAGCGCGACACAUCCAGGAGCUGGCGGGCGCCGCAGCAAAUGGGACCAACCAGCUCCAGCCCCCCUUCUCUUUCUCCCGCCAGCGGCCCCAGGUGGGGAGGUCAGCAACAGUGGGGGAAACCCUGGGGGAGCUGCGGCUGCGCCCUCAGGAGCCUUGGAUGCCGCUGCUGCUGUGGCUGCCAAGAUCAAUGCCAUGCUUAUGGCCAAAGGGAAGCUGAAACCAACUCAGAAUGCUGCUGAGAAGCUGCAGGCCCCUGGCAAAGGCCUAACUAGCAAUAAAAGCAAGGAUGAUCUGGUGGUAGCUGAAGUAGAAAUCAAUGAUGUACCGCUCACAUGUAGGAACUUGCUGACUCGAGGACAGACUCAAGAUGAGAUCAGCCGACUUAGUGGGGCUGCUGUGUCAACUCGAGGAAGGUUCAUGACAACUGAGGAGAAGGCUAAAGUGGGACCAGGGGAUCGUCCAUUGUAUCUUCAUGUUCAGGGCCAGACACGGGAAUUAGUGGACAGAGCUGUAAACCGAAUCAAAGAAAUUAUCACCAAUGGGGUGGUAAAGGCUGCGACAGGGACAAGUCCAACUUUUAAUGGUGCAACAGUCACUGUCUAUCACCAACCAGCACCCAUCACUCAGCUGUCUCCAGCAGUUAGCCAGAAGCCUCCUUUCCAAUCAGGGAUGCAUUAUGUUCAAGACAAAUUGUUUGUGGGUCUAGAACAUGCCGUGCCCACAUUUAAUGUUAAGGAGAAGGUGGAAGGUCCAGGGUGCUCCUAUUUGCAGCACAUUCAGAUUGAAACAGGUGCCAAAGUCUUCCUGCGGGGCAAAGGUUCAGGCUGCAUUGAGCCAGCAUCAGGUCGAGAAGCUUUUGAACCUAUGUAUAUUUACAUCAGUCAUCCCAAACCAGAAGGCCUGGCUGCUGCCAAGAAGCUCUGUGAGAAUCUUUUGCAAACAGUUCAUGCUGAAUACUCUAGAUUUGUGAAUCAGAUUAAUACUGCUGUACCUUUACCAGGCUAUACACAACCCUCUGCUAUAAAUAGUGUCCCUCCUCAACCACCAUAUUAUCCAUCCAAUGGCUAUCAGUCUGGUUACCCUGUUGUUCCCCCUCCUCAGCAGCCAGUUCAACCUCCCUAUGGAAUACCAAGCAUAGUGCCACCAGCUGUUUCAUUGGCACCUGGAGUCUUGCCAGCAUUACCUACUGGAGUCCCACCUGUGCCAACACAAUACCCGAUAACACAAGUGCAACCUCCAGCUAGCACUGGACAGAGUCCGAUGAGUGGUCCUUUUAUUCCUGCUACUCCUGUCAAAACUACCUUGCCUGCUGGCCCCCAGCCCCAGCCCCCACUCCCAACUCAGCCCCAGGCACAGAAGAGACGAUUCACAGAGGAGCUGCCAGAUGAACGAGAAUCUGGACUUCUUGGAUACCAGCAUGGACCCAUUCAUAUGACUAAUUUAGGUACAGGCUUCUCCAGUCAGAACGAGAUUGAAGGUGCAGGAUCGAAGCCGGCAAGUUCCUCAGGCAAAGAGCGAGAGAGGGACAGGCAGUUGAUGCCUCCACCAGCCUUUCCAGUGACUGGAAUAAAAACAGAGUCUGAUGAAAGGAAUGGGUCUGGGACCUUAACAGGGAGCCACGAUUAUCCAGCGAAGAAAAUGAAAACUACAGAGAAAGGAUUUGGCUUAGUGGCUUAUGCUGCAGAUUCAUCUGAUGAAGAGGAGGAACACGGAGGUCAUAAAAAUGCAAGUAGUUUUCCACAGGGCUGGAGUUUGGGAUAUCAAUACCCUUCAUCACAACCACGAGCUAAACAACAGAUGCCAUUCUGGAUGGCCCCAUAGGAAACGGUGGAACAGAGUUUUGACCCUCGGUGAUUCUUCGUAGCAAUAAUGCAUGCAUUUGGUUUAACAAGACUGUUGGGGCCUGUACCGGGAGCCAUUGUGGACCUUUACAGAAGUUAGAGAUGCAGUGUCUCCUUUCUUAAAAGGGGUUCCAUUCUUUUUUAAACAUUCUUAUUUCUGCAGUGGCAUAACAUCUGUUGAAAUUUACUUAGAAUCACAAAUUUGUCUCAAGCUUUUUAACAGUUGGUAAAAUGUGCUUGUCCAACAAAGCAUCCCAGCAGAGGUUAUUCCUGUAUAUGUUUGACCUGGUUCUGGCCUUUUCCAAGUGAAUAGCCUCAACUCUGAUAGAAAGUUUUAUUUGUAUUUUACUACUAUUGGGUCAAUUUUAAUAGUAACUGGUUACAAACAAAUCCUUACUAUUUAUUAGUAAGGAAAUACUUUUAAGAGCAUCCUUUCAGUACUUACAGUUCUAAGAGAUCCUCUUCCCUUUUUCAGUUUGGAUUCUUUCUGUUUUGGAAAAUGUUUUACUAAUUUAAAAUUGCCAGAUGCACCUGGAUUCUGAAUAGAAAACUGAAGUUAUUUUUUCAUUGUAUCUUUUUAUUGGGAUGAUCAAAGCUGGCACCUUAAUAAGGCACAUUUGUCUCAGAUAGCCAUUGCUGUUUUUAUUGCCUUUCUAAGCUCCUUGUCUUCAGCUGGGUAAGAGAAAACUACUUGAUUUUUUAAAAGCUGGUCAGAACUCGUCACAGAAGUGAAACACAGUGGUCUGUCUCUCUAAGAACUGGUUGUGACCAAAAUAGAGAGAUUUGACUACACUCAAUAGGAUGGUGGACUUAGUGACUGAAACUGCAACUUGUCCUUUUUUCUUGGCAUUACAGGUUUUGCCAAAAGAACUUUUUUGUAUCAAAUAUUGAUGUGUGAAAGUGAAGAAGCUAGUCUGCUGAACCAGGAAUAGUUUGAGAUACUGAACUGUCAUUUUUGCACAUUUGAAUACUUUGCAGGCUGGCUUUGUACAAAAUUAUCCUCUGGUUUCCUAUAUGUUGUAAAUAAUUAGACCAUAAUUUCAUUAUAAAUAAAUGUAUAAAUAAUCUG